This is a messenger RNA of Megalobrama amblycephala (Wuchang bream), 666 nucleotides long. It is a transcript of the gene fis1, whose product is annotated as fission, mitochondrial 1. The transcript has 5 exons. NCBI's taxonomy places the organism in Eukaryota, Metazoa, Chordata, Actinopteri, Cypriniformes, Xenocyprididae. Bases 35 to 496 code for a protein of 153 amino acids. Gene Ontology annotation, molecular function: protein binding. Gene Ontology annotation, cellular component: peroxisomal membrane; mitochondrial outer membrane. The record is from RefSeq and is a predicted model, not a curated record. Gene Ontology annotation, biological process: peroxisome fission; mitochondrial fission; autophagy of mitochondrion.
CUUCGUGAACAAUCUAGUGUUUUUUUCCGCGAACAUGGAGGCGAUUGUGUCAGAUUUAGUGGCACCAGAAGAUCUAAAGAGGUUUGAGAAGAAGUAUAACGCAGAGCUGGUGAAAGGACCCGUUUCAAAGGAAACCACUUUUGAGUAUGCCUGGUGUUUGAUCAGAAGCAAGUACACAAAUGACAUUGUAAAAGGAAUUCACCUUUUGGAAGAACUGGUUCAUACAAGCAAAAAAGACGAUCAGAGAGAUUUUCUCUUCUACCUUGCUGUUGCAAACUACAGACUCAAGGAGUAUGAGAAAGCACUGAAGUACAUUCGUACUCUGCUGAAGAAUGAACCAGGUAACAAACAGGCCCUGGAACUGGAGAAACUCAUCGACAAUGCACUAAGAAAAGAUGGUUUAGUUGGCAUGGCGAUCGUUGGCGGUAUCGGAUUAGGUGUGGCCGGAUUGGCUGGUCUUAUUGGUUUGGCCGUGUCCAAAGGUGCAAAGUCCUAAUGUGGAGUUCCCGAGAAGCGUACUUUGAUUCCUUUCCUCUUCAGAAAAGAGACUUAAUGAUUUCAUAUAAUCAUAUAAUCACAUAAAUACAUGAGGAAGCCUCCCCCUUUUUUUAUUUUGUAUUAUUCUGCCAUGUCUUUCAUAAUAAAGUAAUAUUUUACCUAUGUUUA